This is a messenger RNA of Xiphophorus hellerii (green swordtail), 1548 nucleotides long. RefSeq names its product bestrophin 4 (gene best4). Gene Ontology annotation, molecular function: chloride channel activity. The transcript is spliced from 10 exons. The record is from RefSeq and is a predicted model, not a curated record. Bases 94 to 1437 code for a protein of 447 amino acids. Lineage: Eukaryota; Metazoa; Chordata; Actinopteri; Cyprinodontiformes; Poeciliidae.
UUCAGAUUCAGAGGAAGAAAAGAGUCUUUCUUCAGGGCGGGGUGCAGAUCCGACACCAUACCAACACUCUCAGCCAACUGUCUCAGCCUAAAUAUGACUGUGUCGUACUCACUAGAAGUAGCCAACGCCAGGUUUCAUGGCUUCUCCAGGCUGCUGUUCAGGUGGAAGGGAAGCAUCUACAAGCUGAUGUAUAAGGAGUUCCUGGUUUUCUGUGCUGUCUAUCUGUUUUUCAGUGUAUUUUACAGGCUCCUCCUCACGCCGAGGCAGCAGGAUCUGUUCGAGCGCGUCGCCCUUUACUGUGACCAGUUCACCAACACGAGCUUCAUCCCCGUUCUGUUUGUCCUGGGUUUCUACGUGAACCAGGCCUUCACCCGUUGGUGGGGUCAGUACACCAGCUUCCCGCUGCCGGACAACCUGAUGAUGGUGGUGUCGGGAAACGUGCACGGCGUCGACGACCGGGGUCGCCUGCUGCGUCGGACCCUCAUGAGGUACGCCAACCUGUCGUCGGUCCUGAUCCUCCGCUCCAUCAGCACCAGAGUCCGCAAACGCUUCCCAACGUUGGAGCACGUCGUGGAGGCAGGAUUCAUGACGACACACGAGCUGAAGAAUUUUGAGUCUCUUCACUCUGAUUUCAACAAGUACUGGAUGCCGCUGACGUGGUUCUCCAACCUGGCGGCCCAGGCCCGGCAGGAGGGCCGGGUCAGGGACGACAUCGCUCUCAGGCUGCUGAUGGACGAGCUGAAUAAUUACCGAGCCAAAUGCAGUUUGUUGUUCCACUACGACUGGAUCAGCAUCCCUCUGGUCUACACUCAGGUGGUAACCAUUGCAAUUUACUCCUUUUUCGCCUUCUGCGUCAUUGGCCGACAAUUUCUGAAUCCCGAGAAGGGUUACAGCGGUCACAGAUUUGACAUGUACGUUCCUGUUUUCACCCUGCUGCAGUUCUUCUUCUACACCGGCUGGCUGAAGGUAGGAGAGCUCAUCAUCAACCCUUUUGGUGAAGACGAUGAUGACUUUGAAACCAACCAGCUGAUCGACCGAAACAUUCAGGUUUCAAUGCUGGCUGUGGACGACAUGUACCAGAACCUGGCUCCGGUUGUGAAGGACAAACACUGGAAGAACGGCCUCUUCUCGGUCCCUUACACCCAGUCGACAGCAGCAGAGGCGUUCAGACCAGCGUUCAAAGGCUCCACUUUCGACAUGAGGAUGAGCGCUGAAGAUCUUGAGAUUCAUCAGCUGACCGAUGUGCCGGUGAACAAGCAGUAUUUACUUCCACGCAGCUCCCUGGGGGACGGACUGGACGGUCUCCAGCAGAAAACCAAAGGCAUCCUGCGCAGCGGGAGCCUCCCGCACCUGAUGGACGUUUUGACUCAUCACAAUGAGGAAGACGAGGCCGUUGAAACCAAAACAGAUGCAACCAAUAACAAGGCAGCGGUUUAAUCUGUGAUGGAAAAUUAAUGAAGUGAAAUACUGGUGACUGUUCAGCUGCCUUUACAUGUAAGACUAAAGAAAUCUGUCAAAUAAAACAUACAACACACAAAACAUGAAUGC